AUGUAUGUAUAUAUAUUUUUUCAUUUACUGUACUUUUCUUUCUAUUCUACAUUCAUUAAUCUUUGUUUCUUUUCAUCUUUCCUGUUUCCUUCCUUCUUUCGUUCUUUCUUUCUUUCUUUUCAUCUUUCCUCUUUUUUCUUUCUUUCUUUCCUCUUUUUUUCGUUUUUCCCUUUCUUUCUUUUCUUUUUUUCUUUCUUUCUUUUUUCUUUCUUUUUUCUUUCUUUUCUUUUUUCUUUCCCUUUCUUUCUUUCUUUCUUUCUUUCUUUCUUUUCAUCUUUCCUUUCUUUCUUUCUUUCUUUCUUUCUUUCUUUCCUUUCUUUCUUUCUUUCUUUCUUUCUUUUCAUCUUUCUUCUUUCUUUCUUUCUUUCUUUCUUUCUUUACGUUUUUCCUUUAACUUUAUUUCUUUCUUUUCUCAUUUCUUUUAUCUUCCUUUUUUCUUUUCAUUUUUAUUUUAUUUUUCUUUCUUUCUUUCUUUUCACCUUUCCUCUUUCUUUCUUUCUUUCUUUACUUUUUUCCUUUAACUUUAUUUCUUUCUUUUUCCCUUUUUCUUUUCAUCUUUCUUUUAUCUGUCUUAUUUCUUUUCAUUUUUUUUGUCUUUCUUUCUUUCCUUCUUUUCAUAUUUCGUUUAUAUUUCUUUCUUUCUUUCAUCUUUCUUUUUCUUUUCAUCCUUUCUUUUAUCUUUCUUCUUUUCCUUCUUUCCCUCUUUCAGUUAUCUUUCUUUUUUUCCCUUUUUUUUCUCUUUUUCUUCAUUCUCUUCAUAUCUCACUCUUUCUAUCUAUCUAUCUAUCUAUCUAUCUAUCUAUCUAUCUAUCUAUCUAUCUAUCUAUCGGUCUGUCUGUCUUUUCUUAUCUAUCUAUCUAUCUAUCUAUCUAUCUAUCUAUCUAUCUAUGUCAAUGUCUUCAUGUCUAA
Messenger RNA from Acanthosepion pharaonis, 909 nucleotides. NCBI's taxonomy places the organism in Eukaryota, Metazoa, Mollusca, Cephalopoda, Sepiida, Sepiidae. The record is from the annotation of a GenBank genome assembly.